Messenger RNA from Carassius carassius (crucian carp), 1451 nucleotides. RefSeq lists its product as uncharacterized. NCBI's taxonomy places the organism in Eukaryota, Metazoa, Chordata, Actinopteri, Cypriniformes, Cyprinidae. Bases 58 to 1308 code for a protein of 416 amino acids. The transcript is spliced from 4 exons. The record is from RefSeq and is a predicted model, not a curated record.
GGUUCUCUUUCCUUUACUGUCUGGUGUUCUCGCGCGAGACUGGAAUACUCCAAAUCAAUGAACCCCGACACGGUGGUCAGCAAACAGCGUGCCUUUCAAGUUGUCUGUGCACUGAUCUGCAGCGAAAAAAAUAAAAAUAAAAACAGACGAAUAUGGAAGAGAGAAUGUGUGGGACGACGACGCGAGCAGCCCGGAUUGUCUGUUCUGCAGAGGGAGCUGGAGAUGACUAAUGAGAAUGGGUUCAAGGAGCUGCUGCGGAUGACAACAGAGGAGUUUGAGUUCCUGCUGCGGAUGGUCGGACCCCUCAUAACCAAACAACACACAAAAAUGAGACGAGCCAUACCCCCAAGAGAUCGCCUGUCUGUGACCUUGCGCUUUUUGGCAACAGGGGAAACAUUCAGUUCCCUCAGUUCUCAUCACGGGAUUGGGGCCAGCACUAUUUCACAGAUAGUUAUGGAGACUUGUGGCGCUCUGUACCAGCUCAUGAAGAAAGACUACCUGAACACACCAUCAACAGAGGCAGAAUGGCGGGCAAUAGCCCAGGACUUUGAAUUGAAGUGGCAGUUUCCACAUUGCUUAGGUGCGCUUGGUGGGAAACAGAUUCAUAUACAGCCUCCAGCAAAGAGUGGCUGCCUUGACAAUAAUAACAAGGGCAGAUUCUCUGUGACAAUAAUGGCUGCAGUGGAUGCAAAUUACAAGUUCAUUUAUGCCAGCGUGCAAACCCAGGAUAAGGUCUCUGAUGCUGGACUAUUCACUCACUCGGACUUGUGUAAAGCGAUGGAUCAGGGUCUGCUGAACUUUCCUCCACCUGAACUAUUGCCCAACAGUGACAUAGCAAUGGCGUACAUGUUUGUGGGUGAUGAGGAGUGUCCUCUAAGGCCUGAUCUCAUGACACCAUAUCAGAUGGAGCAGAUGGACCACAGUCAGCAGGUGCUGAACUAUCGUCUUUCAAGGGCACGGAGAGUUGCCGAAAAUGCAUUCAGCAUUCUAGCAAACAGGUUAAGGGUUUUCAGGAGGACCAUAUUCUUGGAGCCUGAAAAAGUGGUAAAGAUCACUAUGGCCUCUCUAUGCAUCCAUAACUUCCUCCACAAGAGCAGGUCUGUGGCACAUACACCUCCAGCCUUUGCAGAUGGUGACCAAAGCAUAAUUGAAGUAACCUGCAGGAAUUACGGGAAUGGGUCUUGUCAGACGGUGGAGCAAAGAAGGAAACCCAAUGUGUCAGUUACGGCAGAACUGCAACGAAACCUUCUGUGUGACUAUUUUGUCUCGCCGGCAGGUUGUAUUCCUUCACAAGAGGAAAACAUUUAGCAUUGUAGGAAUGUUACAGUAGAUUUUUUGUAUUGGAGAACACUAUCAAAUAUCAAGAAUCAAAUGUUUUUGUAAAGCACUCUUCACAAUACACAUUGUUUCAAAGUUGCUUUACAGAAAUAAAAGUGUGUGUGUGUGUGUGU